AUGACGAUAAUCAUCCCAUUUCUUCUUCUCUCAAUCCUACCUUUGGUCAAGUGCUUGGAGGAGGGAACAGUGGAGUUGGCUUUUAUGGGUUUCCAGCAUAAGUUCGGUAAGAAUUACGAGUCCAAGGAGGAAGAAGUCAAGAGGAAUGCCAUCUUUCGAGCCCACCUCCAUUACAUCGAGCAAGUCAACGCUAAAAAUCUGUCUUACAAGCUGGGCGUCAAUGAGCAUGCGGACCUCACACACGAGGAGUUCGCCGCCCUGAAGCUCGGCACAAGCUCAAAGAUGAGUAUGAAGAGGGAUGAUAACCUCUUUGUGUCAGCUGAUACCACACAGCUACUAACCUCAGUGGAUUGGAGAAGUAAGGGUGUAUUAACCCCGAUUAAGGAUCAAGGGCCCUGUGGAAGCUGCUGGGCUUUCUCCGCGACUGGUGCUCUUGAGGCGCAGUAUGCCAUCGCUACGGGUAAGCUCUUGUCACUCUCCGAGCAGCAGCUUAUCGAUUGUAGUUCCAGCUAUGGGAAUGAGGGUUGUAGCGGAGGACUCAUGGAGAAUGCUUAUACAUACAUAAAGUCAGCUGGCCUCGAUCAAGAGUCAACCUAUCCUUAUAUUGCUAAAAACAACGCCUGUCAAGUCCCUCUUGAGAAACGGUCUGACGGCAUCCCGGU
Perkinsus marinus ATCC 50983 is the source of this 662-nucleotide messenger RNA. Its product is annotated as cathepsin L, putative. Gene Ontology annotation, molecular function: cysteine-type endopeptidase activity. The annotation marks the transcript as partial. Gene Ontology annotation, biological process: immune response. The record is from RefSeq and is a predicted model, not a curated record. NCBI's taxonomy places the organism in Eukaryota, Perkinsozoa, Perkinsida, Perkinsidae. The transcript is spliced from 6 exons. Gene Ontology annotation, cellular component: lysosome.